Diospyros lotus (date-plum) is the source of this 3244-nucleotide messenger RNA. Its product is annotated as squamosa promoter-binding-like protein 7. Gene Ontology annotation, cellular component: nucleus. The record is from RefSeq and is a predicted model, not a curated record. Gene Ontology annotation, molecular function: DNA binding. NCBI's taxonomy places the organism in Eukaryota, Viridiplantae, Streptophyta, Magnoliopsida, Ericales, Ebenaceae. The transcript is spliced from 10 exons. The coding region runs from base 215 to 2599 and encodes 794 amino acids.
CUGCCCGCAGGGCACAAAUCCCUUCAACUCAACCGACUCUCUUACAACUCUGCAUCCGACACCGCUGACUGCCGACUCUUCGGAUUCCGAACAGCCACCCAGUCACGUCUCACUCUCCCUCUUUCGCUCUCUCUCUCUCUCUAACCACCACCACCACCACCAACUCGACCCACCCACGUCAACCACUCGGCAAAUCUCUUGAGCCCUUCAAGCAAUGGACCUUCCAUCUCCAUCGCCACCGCCGGACGCCGCGGAAAUGGAGAACCUGAUCACCGACGCUCCAAUACACGACGACCCCUCCUCGUCGUCUUCACUUUGGAACUGGUCCGAAAUCUUCGAUUUCGCUGCUCUCGACGACGGCGGUCAACUAUUCACCCCCUCUGUCGACUCUGACCCCGCCCAACCGGAGUCUCAGCUCCAGGAGAGCUCCGCCCAAUCGGGUUCGGGUCGGGUCAGGAAGAGGGACCCGAGGGCUACGUGUUCCAACUUCCUUGCCGGCCGGAUCCCCUGCGCGUGCCCGGAGAUGGACGAGAAGUUGGAGGAGGAGGGGCUGCCGGGGAAGAAGAGGUCUCGGGUGGCGGCGAGAUGUCAGGUGCCUGGGUGCGAAGCAGAUAUCGGCGAACUCAAAGGGUACCAUCGUCGGCACCGGGUGUGUCUCCGAUGCGCGAAUGCUAGGUCUGUUGUUCUUGACGGCCAGAGGAAGAGAUACUGCCAGCAGUGUGGGAAGUUUCAUAUCUUAUCAGAUUUUGAUGAAGGCAAGCGUAGUUGUCGUAGAAAAUUAGAGCGCCACAAUAAUAGACGCAGAAGAAAACCAAAUGAGUCUGGAGUUACUGUAGAAAGGGAAGGCCAAGGGCAUGCUCCGACUGAAGAUGUAGCUUGUGAUGGUGAAAAUGGAAAAGAUGGCAUAUGCUUCAGCAGUCAAAUAGCAGAAAUGGAGACAUUAAUGGGGUCUGAAGGACAGGUUUCUACGCUCUGCUUAAAUCCUGGUCCACAGAAAAGCCAGAGUGAUAGUUUUGUGUCCCUUAUGGCAUCUGGUGAGGUCCAAAUAGAUGGAGACAAAGAUAAAUCCAAACAUGCUUAUUCUUCAGGUGAUUUUGUUGACAAGAGUGCUUACUCUUCCAAGUGCCCAACUGGUCGGAUCUCCUUCAAACUUUAUGAUUGGAAUCCUGCAGAAUUUCCCAGACGACUUCGGCACCAAAUAUUUCAAUGGUUGGACAGUAUGCCUGUUGAGUUGGAAGGCUACAUCCGUCCUGGUUGUACGAUAUUGACUGUGUUCAUUGCCAUGCCAAAUUUUAUGUGGUCUAAGUUACUUCAAGACCCUGCUUUGCAUAUACAUGAUUUUGUUACUGCUCCCCAAAAGAUGCUAUCUGGAAGAGGCACUUUACUAGUUUAUCUUGACAACUUGAUUUUUCGUGUUAUGGGAGAUGGAACUUCAGUAAUGUCUGUUAAGGUGAUGGAGCACACACCAAAACUUCACUAUGUGCAUCCUACGUGUUUUGAAGCUGGGAAACCCAUGGAGUUUGUGGCUUGUGGAAGUAAUCUAAUUCAACCUAAAUUUCGGUUUCUUGUAUCUUUUGCUGGGAAGUACCUGGAAUAUGAUUAUUCUGUUCUGCCUUUAUAUGGUGAAAUGGAAGGGGUCACUGCAAGUUUAAAUCAUCAGUUAUUGAAAAUAUGUAUCCCUCACACUGAAACAAAUCUUUUUGGCCCUGCAUUUGUUGAGGUUGAGAAUGAGUCUGGCAUAUCCAACUUCAUCCCAAUUCUAAUUGGGAACCAAGAUAUUUGUUCCGAAAUGAGGAUUAUGGAGCAGAGCUUUGUAGCAUCUCCGACUUUGAAAGGAUCCAAGUUCCUCUCAGAUAGUACUUUGUUUGAUUCGCAUGAAGUUUCUAUCCUUGAACAAUCAGCAUUUUCUCAAUUUAUUUUAGAUAUAGCUUGGCUACUCAGGAAACCUGCAUUGGAAGAUACAUCACUUAUUUUGACUUCAUCUCAGAUAGAAAGAUUCAACUGUUUAUUGAUCUUUCUAGUGCACAAUAAAUCCAUCAGCACAUUGAUGAGAGUUUUGAAUUUUGUGGAGACUCUGAUGAAUAAUACUAAGUUUCCCUCUCUGGAUAAUGACAUUGCUGAUACUAAGAUGAAAUUACUUAGGUGCAAUAUGGAUCAAGCUAGAAAAACCCUUUGCAAGAGACUUCAGGAAAAUGGGAAUUCAGUACAAAUUUCCAGAUGCCUUGUGCCAAGACAGAAUUGCUUGUAUCAAAGUUCGCAAAUUGACAUGCUCUCUGUUGUUUCUUCUAUUGAUCAGUUUCAGGACAAGGAGACGACAAACACAGGCAGUUUGGAUGCUGUAGAGGUAUCAAAUUUGGGAGACCACAGUUGUUCUGUUCCACUUCUGAAUAAAGAUGUUGCGAGGAUGAACCGUAUGAAGGGAAGGCCCAGGAACUACUGCCAUCGUGUAUUUACCAACAAGUUUCUGACCUCUCGGCUCCUUUUCUAUGUAAUUGCUGCUGCUGCCGUUUGUUUUGGGAUAUGUGAGGCCCUCCUCCACCCACAGAAUGUCAGCAAAAUUGCAACUACCAUUGGCAGGUGUCUGUUAGACAAUGCCUAGCCGUUAAUGGAAUCUAAUAAUCCAAAGGGUCUUAUUUUCAUGACUCAUGCAUAAGUGCAGUGUUCACAAUGUUUGUGCCCGCUGUUUUCUCAUUUGGCUACCGAGCUCCAUUGCUAAAUGCCGGCUUUCUAUGGCAACCCUGGUCCGAGUUUUGUCUCUUCAACCUCAAACCGGGACCAAUCAGAUAACAAAUCUUCUUGGUGAUUCAAAUAGCAGUUUCAUAAUUGAUUAGUCUUGCACUUGGUAACAAUCCUUCUCUUGUUCUUGUUCAGAAAAGAUGGUUAUAUUGUCAUAGUGAUUAUUCUUUCCCCAAGUACUCAGUUUCUUGCACAAGGUUUAAUUCAUGGAUUGGAAGGGCAGCGGGAAGAGAUCAUGAAUGAGGCAUCCUUCGCCGCUGGUUUGUCUAAAGGUUUCGCUAUAAUCAACUAGUGGCCAAGUUGCAGCUAGAUUGCUUAUUUUGUUUAAAGUUUUAGCUAAUUCUAGGUUGGAGACGAACAAGGUUAAGUGGCAUAUUACUAAUUUUUUUACUUGUAAUGUCUCUUUGUGUUAAAAUUGUUUAUCAUGGUACUCUUAUUUUUUGGGUCAAAUUCUUCAAUAUUCUUCCAAAGAUAUCAUCAUCAUAAAUCAUAUUCUCACCAUAUGUCA